Racocetra persica is the source of this 310-nucleotide messenger RNA. The record is from the annotation of a GenBank genome assembly. Lineage: Eukaryota; Fungi; Glomeromycota; Glomeromycetes; Diversisporales; Gigasporaceae.
AUGGCAUGCAAAAUCAAUGUUAAAGGUUUCAACCUCAUAAAAGAAUUUGAAGGAUUUUGGAGCAAUUAUUAUAUUGACCCAGCAGGUUACAAAACAUUUGGCUAUGGUCAUGCUUGCCAUGCUAAUGAUUGCACUAAUAUAAAACCUCCUCUUACUAAGGCUCAGGCCGAGGAUUUACUCAGAAAAGAUUUAAUCAAAUUUGAAAAUACAAUUCUACCUUACUUAAAAAAAUUAAAAACGGCGAUUUUGAGAGUGCUUCUCAAGAAUUUGGCAAGUAGGUCUAUGCUAGUGGAAAAAAUUGAAUGGUUUG